This is a messenger RNA of Dibothriocephalus latus, 597 nucleotides long. Lineage: Eukaryota; Metazoa; Platyhelminthes; Cestoda; Diphyllobothriidea; Diphyllobothriidae. The record is from the annotation of a GenBank genome assembly.
AUGGUUCAGGGCUCCUUCCUCGGCACGGGCACCACUCCCGUCGCCAGCGCUCCCAUUGGACAACCCAAGGCCACUCAGGGUGUGCGCUCAACAGACAAUCGAUCGUCGGGAGCAUCAAAAUUCGGAUUUCCCUUUGUCGAGCCUACUUUUGACGACGCAACAGAUGAAAUAAUCGUUCCGGGAAGUAGGAACUCUUACGGUUAUUUCGCCAAUCUCCCGCACUUUGUCGACCUGUAUGAGACUAUUAGAGGUGCCUACCAGAGCUACACUAAUUCAGCCGACCUGUCCCCUGCUUCCGACCGGACCUUCAAACUGCUUUCGGCUACGCUGACGGCUCUGAGUCGUGUUCUCGAGGGCCUACGGUUCGGCAAUAUAGUCAACAUGGUGGAUGAACUGCUAUACUACCUCGAGUGCUGUUACGAAUGGGAUCCUCUGAACUCCCUGGAGGCUGCAAUGAAAUUGCUGUACGCCCUCUUUGGUACCAACCUCUCGAGCAUUUGGGAUGCUGAUAUGGCCAAACGCUACACAGCCGCCCUCGAUAUCUGCCAGCCUCCGGAAGGAGACCGCGCCGCCGCCUCGUCGAGUCUGACUGGUUAG